Molecule: messenger RNA, 1317 nt
Organism: Phaeodactylum tricornutum CCAP 1055/1
Lineage: Eukaryota; Bacillariophyta; Bacillariophyceae; Surirellales; Neidiaceae
Exons: 3
Biological process (GO): transmembrane transport
Cellular component (GO): membrane
Molecular function (GO): myo-inositol:proton symporter activity
Source: RefSeq, a predicted model, not a curated record
GCGGCCCUAAAUUCCUGCAAUCUGGGGUAUGAUGUGGGUGUAUCGACAAGUGUGGGACGACUCGUGGAAAAAGACUUUGGUCUCACGCGAAUAGAGCGGGAAAUAUUUAUUGCCAGUAUCAACUUUUGGGCGAUGUUUGGAUCCUUGGCGGCGCAUUACUUUACGGAUACCUACGGACGUCGCAAAACCUUCUUCAUUGCUGCAGUCGGUUUCAUCUUUGGGUUGCUAGUGACGGCCUCCGCUACAUCCUUUAAUGUAUUGUUGCUCGGACGACUCUUUGUCGGAUUGGGUGUCGGUAUCGGGCUCGCGAUUGAUCCACUCUAUAUUGCCGAAGUAACUCCCGCUCGUUUUCGCGGUGAACUCGUUAGUUGGGCCGAAGUCGCCCUCAACGUCGGUAUCGUCCUCGGCUUUUCUACCGAACUCAUCCUGGCCCGACUCCCGACGGGAAUGGAAUGGCGUGUCAUGGUGUUAUUGGGUUGCAUUUUUCCAACGACCAUGAUGAUUGUCAUUGGACUGAAUAUCAUGCCGGAAUCGCCGCGUUGGCUCGUCGCCAACAAGCGCCAAGCAGAGGCCAAGCAGGUUCUAGAGCGCAUAUAUCCUGCAGGGUAUAACGUCGAUCCGGUGGUGGAGGAUAUUCAAGAAGCCUUGCAACGGGAAGAACUGGCAGAAAAAGCGGUCGGAUGGAGUAUGGUCUUUCACCCGACCCCGGGAUUUCGACGUAUGCUGUUGGUUGGGAUCGGUACCGUUGUGGCACAACAAGCUGUUGGUAUAGAUGCCAUUCAGUAUUACCUGCUGGACGUACUGGACCAAUCGGGUAUUGAUUCCGCCACGAAGCGAGGCAUGGUGCUUAUCUUUUUGGGUUUACUCAAGCUCAUUUUCGCCUGGAUCGGGGGAAAACUCUUCGACGGCCAAGGGCGUCGUAAACUCCUAUUUACCUCGCUGCUGGGAAUGAUGGUGGCACUUCUUAUCGUCGCGUUGUCAUUUUUCUUGGAUUCCGGGUCGAGCGCUAGCUUGACCAUUACCGGAUUGGCCUUGUAUAUUUCCUUUUUCAGUGUAGGCAUGGGGCCGGGUGGCUGGUUGGUAGCAACCGAAGUCUUUAGUACCAGCAUUCGUGCCAAGGCCAUGUCCCUGGCUACCUUUCUAAACCGUGUCACGGCGACACUCAUGGCGAGUACCUUUCUAUCAACGGCCAACCUAUUGGGCUGGACGGGGUUCUUUCUGCUAUUGUGUGGAAUUUGCCUGGUCACGUUGAUUUUUCUGUACGUUUUCUUGCCGGAAACCAAAGGACGGUCGUUGGAAGAAAUGAGUGCCUUUUUU